Messenger RNA from Ilex paraguariensis (yerba mate), 756 nucleotides. The record is from the annotation of a GenBank genome assembly. NCBI's taxonomy places the organism in Eukaryota, Viridiplantae, Streptophyta, Magnoliopsida, Aquifoliales, Aquifoliaceae.
AUGGGGGAGCUUCGGAGUUCAAACAUUUUCAGUACUUUGCCAGAUAAUAUCACAGAAAUUAUUCUCAAGUGUUUGCCAUUGCGGGAUGCUGCGAGGACAAGUAUCUUAUCAAGAGAAUGGAGAUAUAGAUGGAUAACAAUUCCAGUCAUUGUAUUUGAUCGCUGGCUCCCCCUCGAAUUACAGGAAAGCCAGAAAUUUAAAACAAUUUUUUACCAAGUUCUCUUACUUCACAAGGGACCUAUACUUAAGUUCACCCUUUCCGUCCGUGGUCUCAGAAGCUGUCCUGAUAUCAAUCAUUGGAUCCUUUUCCUGUCCAAGAACAACGUCCAGGAAUUCACCCUAUGCAUUUAUGAAGGUGAUCCCCAUAUAUUGCCUUCCCACUUGUUCACCUUCCGACAACUAAGGCAUUUGAAUCUUUCUAACUGUGUGUUCAAACCUCUGCCUACAUUUGAAGGAUUUAGUAGGCUCGUCAGCCUUUUGUUUUCAGGAGUUAUCAUUGUACCCGAAAGGUUUGUGUGGCUGAUCUCUAAUUCUCCUGAACUCGAACAAUUUUGGUGGGAUGGCUGCACCGAGUUUGAUUGCCUUGAAAUUGAUGCUCCCAGACUCAAAACUUUUAGCUUUUUUUGGCAUUUUCAAAUCCAUUUGUUUCAAGAACACCCAUCUUCUUGCGGAAAUUUGGAUGAAUCUAACUUCCAUGGAUGUGAAUGUGGAUCACCCUGGGGAAGGAAAAAACUCUUAAUUGUAUCAAGUUUCUAA